Messenger RNA from Iphiclides podalirius (scarce swallowtail), 1356 nucleotides. The record is from the annotation of a GenBank genome assembly. NCBI's taxonomy places the organism in Eukaryota, Metazoa, Arthropoda, Insecta, Lepidoptera, Papilionidae.
AUGGGCGUGAUCAAAGUGACCCCCGACACCGCCUCCCUGAUCUCCGUGUGCGAAAUGCUCGACGACAUGAAGAGCGAAUCGAGCUACACCUCGUCCGAGGAGGGGUGCGGCGGCGGCGAGCGGCACGCCGUGCUCAGCUACGAGCAGGUGCGGCGGCUGAACGACGUGAUGGACGAGGUGGUGCCCAUCCACGGGCGCGGCAACUUCCCCACGCUGCACGUGCGCCUCCGCGAGCUGGUGGCCGGGGUGCGGGCGCGCCUGGAGGCGGCGCAGAGCGAGGGCGGCGCAGGGGUGGCGGUGCGCGACGUGCGGCUGAACGGCGGCGCCGCCAGCCACGUGCUCGCCGACAGGCCGCAGCCCUAUUCCGACAUAGACCUGAUCUUCACCGCCGAGCUGCCCACCGCGCGCCACUGCGACCGCGUGAAGGCCGCCGUGCUGGGCCACCUGGCCACGCUGCUGCCGCCCGCCACGCCGCGCCGCCGCGCCACGCCCGCCGGCCUCAAGGAGGCCUACGUCUCCAAGAUGGUGCGCGUCAACUCCGACGGCGACCGCUGGUCCCUCAUCUCGCUGGGCAACUCGCGCGGCCACAAGUCCGUCGAGCUCAAGUUCGUCGACACGAUGCGCCGCCAGUUCGAGUUCUCCGUGGACUCGUUCCAGAUCGCGCUCGACUCGCUGCUCGCGUUCCACGAGUGCGCGCAGCUGCCCAUCGGCGAGAACUUCUACCCGACGGUGGUCGGCGAGUCCGUGUACGGGGACUUCAACGAGGCGCUGCUCCACCUCUCCGAGAAGCUGAUCGCCACGAGGCAGCCGGAGGAGAUACGGGGCGGCGGGCUGCUCAAGUACUGCGCGCUGCUGGCCAAGGGCUACCGCGCGGCGCGGCCCGACAGGAUCAAGACGCUGGAGCGCUACAUGUGCUCGCGGUUCUUCAUCGACUUCCCGGAGCUGGGCCAGCAGCGAGCCAAGCUCGAGGCCUACCUGCGGAACCACUUCGUGGGGCGGGAGGAGGAGGCGCUAAAGCACAGGUACCUGACACUGCUGCACGGCGUGGUACGCGAGUCGACCGUGUGCCUGAUGGGCCACGAGCGGCGGCAGACUCUCGCGCUGAUCGAGGCGAUGGCGUGCCGCGAGCUGUGCGCCCGCGCGCCCCUCAUGCUGCCCGCGCCCGUCGGCUGCGUGAGCACUAUGGGCAGUAUGGGCACUAUGGGCGCUAUGGGCGCUAUGGGCACUAUGGGCAGCAUGGGCACUAUGGGCGCGAUGGGCGGCAUGAUGCCCGGCUACGUGGUGUGCGUGUGUGCGUGCGCGGCGUGCGCGUGCAUGUGUGCGUGCGACUGCUGCCGCGUGCCGCUGUGCCCCGCG